AUGACGAACUUCUGCCAACCCUCUCCUGCGCUCAAACGCAGCGAGCUCACCAGCUCUGCCACACCGCAGACGCGGCCUCUGGACCCGCUGUCCCCGCCGGCGGUCUUCUGCCACCGGGCCGGAACCCAAACCGCUCCCUCGCCCGCUCCGAGCACCGGGGCUGUCCUUACCCCCCGCCGAGAUCGGGAGGAGCCGCAGCUCGACGGUCCGGGAGAGAGGCACCCGCGGGUGUUCAAACGCUUCGUCGAGAUCGGCAGAGUUGCCUUCAUUUCCUUCGGGCCACAUGCUGGCAAGCUGGUGGCCAUUGUGGAUGUUAUUGACCAAAAUAGGGCACUGGUUGAUGGCCCCUGCAGUGGUGUCAGAAGGCAGGCCAUGCCCUUCAAGUGCAUGCAGCUGACUGAUUUUGUCCUCAAGUUCCCACACAGUGCUCGUCAGAAGUGUGUGCGACUUGCCUGGGAGAAGGAAAAUAUAAAUGAAAAAUGGGCAGCGACAAGAUGGGCAAAGAAGAUUGAAGCCCGAGAAAAGAAAGCCAAAAUGACUGACUUUGAUCGCUACAAGGUUAUGAAAGCAAAGAAGAUGAGAAACAGGAUCAUCAAGCAUGAAAUGAAGAAGCUCCAGAGGAUGUCUUCUAAAAAAGGCAAGAAGCCAGAGAAGUCAGAGAAGCCAGAGAAGCCAGAAAAAGCGCCAAAGUCAGAGAAGGCGCAGAAGGCACAGAAGGCGCAGAAAUAAAAUGAACUUCUAGUUAUGUACGACUUUGUGUCCCUGUUCCGAUUCUUUAAAAUUAACAAAUGGUUAAACAUCUGAUUUAAAUUGUAAUCAUAAGUUCACUUUUGCUUCUGACCAA
Messenger RNA from Nipponia nippon (crested ibis), 844 nucleotides. The record is from RefSeq and is a predicted model, not a curated record. Lineage: Eukaryota; Metazoa; Chordata; Aves; Pelecaniformes; Threskiornithidae.